AAAUCUUUAGCAUGUGUUCUAGAAAAAAUCAUCUGGAAAACUAAAUUGUGGUAGUUUUCUAUUUAAAAUUAUAACCUAUGUAAAGAAAUUGUGAUCUUUAGUUUUUAGUUAAGCUCAUUUUAUGAUAAGGAAUACUUUGUCUUAUUUUUAGCAACUGACUUAGUCAUUCCUGUAUUUUACAAUCAUUUUAAAUGUCAAAGCAGUCUCCAAUGGAUAAUACAGAAAAUAAUGUAAAAUCUGAAACGAUUGAAGACAUAAUAGAUGCCUGUUGUUAUUCAAAACCCAAACCACCAGAAGACACUCUGUGUGCUGCAUGCAAUCGUCCUAUCAAAGGAAUGAUUGUUCAAGCACUAGGAAAAACUUGGCAUCAGGAACAUUUUUGUUGUUCGCACUGCAAAAAACCUAUCUCAGGGCAGAGAUUUAAUGUUGAAGAAAACAAGCCAUACUGUGAGCACGACUAUUCUCAACUUUUUCUUAAACGGUGUCAAGGAUGUAAUCUACCUAUACUCGAUGUUGUUGUAGUGGCACUAAAUUGUAAUUGGCAUUAUGAUCACUUUGUUUGUGCAACAUGUGGUACCAGACUAGCACAGCAAGGCUAUUAUGAGAGAGAAAACAAUCCUUUUUGUAAGACGUGCUAUGAGGAAAGGUUUUGCCCAAAAUGUAAAGAAUGUUUAAAGCCUAUUAAAGAGACAGCAAUAAUGGCACUAGGAGAAAAAUGGCAUCAAGACUGCUUUAAAUGCUCUCGCUGUUUUGUGCCCAUUACUGAAGCAACAUUUGAAGUUUAUAAUGGGAAGCAACUGUGUGAUAAAUGUAUAACACAAAUUUCGAAGGCAGAAAUGAUUGCUUCAGGGGAAGGAAUAUCGACUAAUAAGACGCUCCCACUUGAUUCUAGUUUAAUCCCAGAAAUGAGCUCUGCUAUAGAGAAAAAAGCUUGAACUACAUUUCUUAACUAAUAAAAGUUUGGUUUUCCAGAGGAUCAGU
Messenger RNA from Nezara viridula (southern green stink bug), 981 nucleotides. The record is from the annotation of a GenBank genome assembly. Lineage: Eukaryota; Metazoa; Arthropoda; Insecta; Hemiptera; Pentatomidae.